AUGGCGUCCAGGAGACUCGCUUUUAACCUCGCGCAGGGCAUGCGCAGCCGUGCCGCAAAUUCUGCCAUACGACCAUUACGAAGAGGUUUUGCAACUCCGGUGACGUCUCCCGUUGGCGCGAAGACCCAGACCACAACAUUGAAAAAUGGUCUAACGGUCGCGACCGAAUACUCGCCUUGGGCGCAGACUUCGACGGUGGGAGUAUGGAUUGAUGCCGGUUCGAGGGCCGAGACGGACGAGACAAAUGGAACCGCACAUUUCCUAGAACAUCUUGCCUUCAAGGGCACCCAGAAGAGAACUCAGCAACAACUAGAGCUCGAGAUUGAGAAUAUGGGUGGUCAUCUUAACGCCUAUACCUCGCGUGAGAACACCGUCUACUUCUCCAGAGCAUUCAACUCCGAUGUUCCUCAGUGCGUCGACAUCCUCGCCGAUAUCCUACAGAAUUCCAAACUUGAGCCCUCCGCCAUCGAGCGAGAGCGUGAUGUCAUUCUCCGUGAAUCAGAGGAAGUUGAGAAGCAGCUUGACGAAGUUGUCUUCGAUCACCUUCAUGCCACCGCCUACGCUCACCAGCCUCUCGGCCGCACUAUCCUUGGACCUCGAGAGAACAUCCGUGACAUUACCCGAACCGAGUUAACCAACUACAUCAAGACCAACUAUACUGCUGACCGUAUGGUCCUCGUUGGUGCUGGCGGUAUUCCUCACGAUAAGCUUGUCGAGUUAGCCGAGAAGAACUUCUCCAGCCUUCCUACUUCUUCGCCUCACACCGAAGCCUACCUCCUCUCCAAGCGAAAGCCUAGCUUCAUUGGUUCCGAGGUUCGAAUCCGAGACGAUACCAUCCCAUCCGCCCACAUCGCUCUUGCCGUUGAGGGUGUGAGCUGGAACGACGACGACUACUUCACUGCUCUAGUUACCCAGGCCAUCAUCGGCAACUAUGACAAGGCCAUGGGCAGCGCACCUCACCAAGGCAACAAGUUGAGCACCUUCGUUCACCAUAAUGACCUAGCCAACAGCUUCAUGAGCUUCUCCACAAGCUAUAGCGAUACGGGUCUAUGGGGUAUCUACCUAGUGAGCGAUCAACUUACCCGUCUUGACGACCUGGUUCACUUCACCCUUCGGGAAUGGUCUCGCCUUUCUAGCAACGUCACUGAGUCCGAAGUCGAGCGAGCAAAGGCUCAACUGAAGGCAUCAAUUCUCCUUUCCCUCGACAGCACAUCCGCCGUUGCGGAAGACGUCGGUCGACAACUCGUCACAACUGGCCGUCGCCAGAGCCCUGGUGAGAUCGAGCGUGUCAUCGAUCACAUCACGGAGAAGGACGUAAUGGACUUCGCUCGGAGGAAACUAUGGGACCAAGACGUGGCCAUCAGCGCUGUCGGCAGCGUCGAGGGCCUUCUCGACUACCAGAGAAUCAGGAACGACAUGAGCCGAAACUUUUAG
Messenger RNA from Daldinia childiae, 1434 nucleotides. Its product is annotated as Mitochondrial-processing peptidase subunit beta. The transcript is spliced from 5 exons. The record is from RefSeq and is a predicted model, not a curated record. Gene Ontology annotation, molecular function: metal ion binding; metalloendopeptidase activity. NCBI's taxonomy places the organism in Eukaryota, Fungi, Ascomycota, Sordariomycetes, Xylariales, Hypoxylaceae. Gene Ontology annotation, cellular component: mitochondrion. The coding region runs from base 1 to 1434 and encodes 477 amino acids.